AUAAAAGAGUAGUCAUCAAGAAGUGGGCUUUUAUAUUUUGAGUCUUUAAUUUGGAGUAUAAUAAGAGGGAAGGAGAAGAGAGGAAAAACUGAGUUUUGUUUCUUUGUGGUUUGGAAAUAAAAGAAGGGGAGAGAAACAUGGCUCAGACGGUUGGAAGGAAUAUAGCAGCUCCAUUGCUGUUCCUUAACUUGAUUAUGUAUUUUAUUGUUGUGGGUUUUGCUAGUUGGUGUCUCAACCGCUUCAUCAAUGGCCAAACCAACCACCCAAGUUUUGGAGGAAAUGGUGCAACAAUGUUCUUCCUGACAUUCGCCAUACUGGCUGCUGUGGUGGGGAUAGUCUCGAAACUCGCAGGUGGCAACCACAUCAGAGCUUGGAGAAACGACAGCCUUGCUGCCGCAGCUGCCUUAUCACUCAUUGCUUGGGCCAUCACUGCUCUAGCCUUCGGGUUCGCUUGCAAGCAAAUAAACAUAGGAGGACAUAGAGGGUGGAGGCUGAGGGUGUUGGAGGCGUUUGUGAUAAUUCUGACUUUCACUCAGCUGAUGUAUGUUCUGUUGCUUCACGCCGGCACGUUCAGCAGCAAGUACGGCCCCGGCUACCGUGACACCGACUACGGCAUCAGAGAGCGCGGAGAAGAUCCGGGCCUCAAGGGUGGCACUGCAGCUCCCACCACUAGGGCGGUCUAGACAUAUACAUAUAAUAUCAUGUGCAUAUUAUGUAUGUAUGUCAUGCAUAAUGUGUAUGUGUCUUUGUUAUGUGUUUCUCUUAUGUUUUUCUUUGCAAGUUUGAAAGACAUGUAUAUGUCUUUGGUUGGCUUGUUUUGGCUGAUCAAUCCUUUUUCUAUUUGCCCUUUGGUUGGUUUCUUGUAAGUAGAUUAGAUUUGACUCUGUACUGGUUGUGUUGUGGAUAUCAUGUUUGUUGUUGUGUGGAAUAUUGUUGGUCUUUUAAUUA
Molecule: messenger RNA, 948 nt
Organism: Morus notabilis
Lineage: Eukaryota; Viridiplantae; Streptophyta; Magnoliopsida; Rosales; Moraceae
Product: membrane protein PM19L
Exons: 3
Coding region: 138-683 (181 amino acids)
Source: RefSeq, a predicted model, not a curated record